CUCAGUCAUUGUUCAUCGCGCAAACUAUAAACAACAUGGAUUUACUUUACAGAAUUCUUCAAGUGUUGAUUGUCGUCCUCUAUUUGGUGUGCUACGUCCUGGGCGCCUGCAACGACGGCUUCUACGCAAGAAAUGGCAAUUUGGUCAUUGACUUAAAUAAUCUGCAAGCGCAAUUUGAUUGCGUGCAACAGCAGCAUCGCGGAUAAUACAUAAUAAUAAUAUUGUAUUAUGAAAUAUAAAUAAAAGUUGUACAACUUUUUUUU
Drosophila virilis is the source of this 263-nucleotide messenger RNA. The record is from RefSeq and is a predicted model, not a curated record. NCBI's taxonomy places the organism in Eukaryota, Metazoa, Arthropoda, Insecta, Diptera, Drosophilidae.